Molecule: messenger RNA, 435 nt
Organism: Suillus discolor
Lineage: Eukaryota; Fungi; Basidiomycota; Agaricomycetes; Boletales; Suillaceae
Exons: 1
Coding region: 149-409 (86 amino acids)
Source: RefSeq, a predicted model, not a curated record
UACAACUGUUGCAGCACAUUCAGACGGUUCCUGACCUAGGCCUGAAGGCCUGAUAAAUGAUUGCGAUCAAUCGUUGCAUAGCUUCGUUCUAAAAUUGUAUUUUCGGAAGAUACGUGAGCUCGGUCCUUUGCUUUAAAAGGCAUGUCUGAUGAAGGACCAGCGCCAAGAUUGCAUUGUUUGGACGGAUUGGAUGCUUCUAAAGAUAUAUGAACAAUUCACAACGGUUGUCUGUCUAAAGGAACAAGUACGUGCCACUGAUCCACAUUGGAAUGACCUCGUUCGUCACAUCCAGUAUGGUAGCCGUGGUCGUCAGCAUAUCGAGUUGCUCCGUUCCCUCGUACUUACUACAAAUUCUCAAGUCCCAAGGGAUUUCAAGCUACUUGGAACGAGCGAUCACUAUCGAACGUGAUAGAGAUUGCAGUUGGCAUGAAGGUU